AAAGAAGAAAAAAAAAAAAAAAGACAGUUCCUCAUAAAGCCCUCGUUGUUCUCCUCACAUUUCACAGUCUUUUCAUUUCUCCUCCCUUCCUUCAUCCAUCCGUUGAUACAUCUCGUCCAAAAAAUCAUGGUUGGUUAUAAUAUUCUUCAUCAAAGGCAGCCUCUGAAAAAAGAUCAUAAAUUCUUAACCAGCUUUCAUGACCAAAUCUCUGUUAUUGAUUAUCAGAAACAAAAUUCUGAUGAAAAACAUUGCAGUUUCUUCAAUCAUGCAUUGGACGACGAUGAUGAUGAGGAUGAGGAUAUCGAUGACGAUGAAGGUGUUACAAACGAACCUCAAGACGUAGCUGAACGAACAAUUUUCUGGGAAUCACAAGAAUCCUUGCUUCAGGAAAUAUUGGAGCGCUACAUGUCAAGUUGUGCAAAUUUUAGAAAAGAAAUUUGCAGACAUGUCGACAUGGCAAGAGACACUCAUUUUUGUGAUUGCCAAAAUCCUAAACUCACCGGCUGCUCCAACUGCCUACGACGAAGAUUAGUCAAUCAACUAUGCAACAAAGGAUUCAAUGCAAAACUAUGUACAUCAAGAUGGAGGAGAUCACCCAAAAUACCAGGAGGGAUGCAUGAAUACAUUGAAGUGAUUGCAAGCACAGAAGGAAGAAAGAAGCAGAUUCCAUUAUUGAUAGAAAUAGGAUUCCAGGAUGAAUUUAUGAUGGCAAAAGCAUGCGAUGAGUAUUAUGCAUUGAUAAAUCAACUGCCAAAGAUAUAUAUAGGAAAACCCGAACAUUUGAAUGCGAUAAUUCAUGUAGUUUGUGAUGCAGCCAAGAGAUCGACUACAGAGAAAAAAGUUCAUAUGGGUCCAUGGAGAAAGAGAAGCUUCAUGCAAAAGAAAUGGUCAGCUUCUAAUGAAAAAUCAAAGCAAAGAGAGAUGAAUACUGGAAAGUCACUUAAAACAUCUUUGGAAGUUGUUUAGUAUACUAGACUAAAAGAGCAUCCCAACAAGCUCGAUCUUACACGAGAUGGAGAUUUACCAGCUAAGGUUUUUCGAAUCUUCAUCCAAAUUUUGUUAAAGAGUGUGGUAGAUACAAGGCGGAAGAUGAAGGGAUCCUUGUUGAGACGUUAAUAAAAUCAAUUCCAAUAUUCCUGUGGGUCUCUUGUUUCCUUUUUAAGCGUGUUAUAUUGUACUAGAAAUAUCAAAAAACAAGUAUGUAGUGUGCUACCAGCAUGUACUCUAGAUUACAGAUUAUUAUUAUUAUUAUUAAUGUAAAACAUAUCGACCUUUGCCGGUUUUAAUUUAAAUGAGAAUGUACUAUAUGAGAGAACUA
Molecule: messenger RNA, 1318 nt
Organism: Olea europaea var. sylvestris
Lineage: Eukaryota; Viridiplantae; Streptophyta; Magnoliopsida; Lamiales; Oleaceae
Exons: 3
Coding region: 127-966 (279 amino acids)
Source: RefSeq, a predicted model, not a curated record